AUGCGCGAGAAGGGCACUUUAGUGAUUAUGGCGAAUGCGAGGGGCAAUGCGAUGAGCGACAGUCAAUGGAGACGCUCGGCGCUUAUUCGGUGGAAAUCCACGGUCGCUCUUUGGACGAAAAUCCUCAUCUCCGAGUGGUACAGCAGCGCGAUAGCAUACGACAUCGUUCCCAUUCACGACCGUCGAGAACAAAUUGGAUCGGACUUACCCUCACGACUCGGUAUGGACCAGCAAGAAGUGGAUGGCGAUUUCAGUUUGGCACAGCAGCUGUAUACACUGCUCAACCAACCUCAGCGGACACGAGAGGGCAUCAAUAGGCUCCUCCGUCUUUGUCGGCGACGACUGAAGAGGCGGACGGCCAGUGUGACCGAGUUUGUUAGUCUCCUGCGAGAUCUCUUGGCAGGGCGUCCAGAGUCGUUGAACAUUCUGGAGCUCAAAGAUCUUGUUAAACGAGUAACCGCGUCCACAGAGGGCAGCGCGCGAGACGACGAUGACGAUGACAUUGACAGCAGCGGGACCGAGAGUGAUGCCGAAACCCUGCGGCAAAACUGUGAGACGGUCCGGACAAAUUGGAAGAAAACAUAUUCUUGCAGAAGGACACUCAUCCAGUUGUGGGGCAUGGAUGUCGUUUUCUACUACGGAGCUCAUCUUGCCGCGCGUAGUUUCACGGAGGCAGCCAUCACAGCUACCUACCGCCAUGGUCAUUCCUUCGAGAACUUGCGUGAGCCACUCAAUCGUCAGAUAUGGGCCUCAAUAUUGCAGAACAAGGGGCGUGUCGGUGGGAACCGAACAAAACGAAAUAUUGCCGAGAACUUCAAUCGCAUCGUGCGGUCUGAUAUGGAUGCAUUGAAGGGGUGUGCCACAACGAUUGCGCCAGAACUACCAGCAGAUCUGGUCUACGAAACGGACGAGCAUGGGAUCAUAUGCGCGUACUGCUGGACUAAUGUUGACGGUAUUUGUUCUACAUCUUCCGAGGUCGCCGCGCCGCCUGGAACCUUAAAUGUUGAAGGCCAUGUACAGAGACCUGGUGCGGACACAGUGCCGUCUCCACUCUUGGCUCAGCAGCAAGUCGCUCCUCCUUCGCAAUCAGCACUGCGGGAACCUACCUCACCAAUACACGACACAACCAGAGCACUUCGCGGUCGACGAAUACACGAUGCACCGACAAACCCUGUUUAUACUCGGGGGUCAAAUACAUCACGAAGACCGCCUAGAGGUACUGAAGACUACACAAUAGAAGAGCACAAUGGCAUCAGCACGGAGAAAGCAGGAGGCAAGGUGGGCAACAAGCGCCGAAAAGUCAGUCUUGCUGGUCAAGGGAAAAGCCUUGUUAGGGAGAAGCUGUUGGGCCCGCCGCCUGAUACGGAGGCCAGCUUUAUUGCCUCAAUCGGUACCUCGAUUUGGUCGUGCACGUCGUCAGACUACGAUAUACUUCAGGACGAUUGGCAUCGAAGAUAUCUCUCGUCUUUGCAAGCUCUCCGACAGACCUUCCAGAACGCUGCAGAUCGGACCGUCGGACGCACUCGACAGCUCAUGAUAUGCGCUGUUAGGUGGCUUGGACAGCUUCGGUUAGCAAAGAUUGCCACCUCACAGGAUUCGACCGCCAGCUGCAAUGUUAUCGCCUUAUCUGCAAGCACAUUUUCUAGACUUUCUAAGCUCGGCUUCAAGCCACUUCGCUGCGUUCUGGUCAAAGACGAGCAAUUCCACGAUGAAGACUGUAUUGAUGUGCAUCGGUUUCUUGAGCGUCUCCAUAGAAGAUAUAAAACGCAGAGCGUGGAGGUCCAGGACCCAUCAAACGGGAGCACGCUGUCAGUCGAUUCACAAGCCAUCAUCGAGCGAUAUGAACGUGAGCACGAUGCCCCGCUAUCCGAUGUCCGUCCAGAAACGGUGCUGAAUCUUCUCGAUAUGAAAGAUAUUCUGAGCCUGGCGAAGCCACGGGCGUUGAGUCUAGAGCGCUUCCAACGUCUUUUCGACUGGGUCGCUGAGGGUACUGGUCCUGGCAAAGACCGUGAUUACGCCACACCAACUUCUCGUCAGACACAUCUCGCCGUUCGGCACUCGGUACAGAAGAGCUUGGCUUUUAACAUCCUCGGCUUUACCGGCUCGUUCUCGGGUCCGCACGUCGAUUACCUCAACGGAACAUGGCUUCGCUGUGUAAGUGGCGUCAAGGCUUGGAUCAUUGCCGUCGAUCUGACGCCACAGGACUAUAAGGACUUCGCCGACCAAGGCAACUCUUGGUGUCCUGAGGGUAAGACACGCAUUAUCAUUCUCGAAGCGGGUGAUGUCUUGUGGAUGCCCCCUGGCAUUUUGAUCAUUCAUAGUCCUAUGACAAUUGAGCAUUGUCUUAUGUGCGGUGGCAUGAUGUGGGACACGGAUCAAGAGGCUGCCAUCGCAGCCAAUAUUCGCUGGAUCGAUAUGCAUGCCAAUGUAAGCAAUGAAGCGCCGCCAGCAGGUAUGACAGAACAAAUGAAUGGCAUGGGCCCGCGUCAGACCAAAGUCUAG
Messenger RNA from Recurvomyces mirabilis, 2502 nucleotides. RefSeq lists its product as uncharacterized. NCBI's taxonomy places the organism in Eukaryota, Fungi, Ascomycota, Dothideomycetes, Mycosphaerellales, Teratosphaeriaceae. The record is from RefSeq and is a predicted model, not a curated record. Bases 1 to 2502 code for a protein of 833 amino acids. The transcript is spliced from 2 exons.